This is a messenger RNA of Harpia harpyja (harpy eagle), 8187 nucleotides long. RefSeq names its product G protein pathway suppressor 1 (gene GPS1). Gene Ontology annotation, cellular component: COP9 signalosome. NCBI's taxonomy places the organism in Eukaryota, Metazoa, Chordata, Aves, Accipitriformes, Accipitridae. The record is from RefSeq and is a predicted model, not a curated record. The transcript is spliced from 14 exons. The coding region runs from base 16 to 1599 and encodes 527 amino acids.
GAAAGUCAGGACAGGAUGAGGGAUAGUUCAGCAUCCAGCUCAGCUUCUUCAUCAGUGACAGAUCUGUACUGCACCCCCUCCAGCAGUAGGUCAUGCCUCUUCCUCCCGAGUACAGCAAGAGACUUCAGCUUGAGUGCCAGCUUAUCAGCUUGUAUGAGGCCUUAUGAGGGUGCAGUAGAACCCAUGCAGAUUGACGUGGAUCCACAAGAAGAUCAGCAAAAUGCACCUGAUAUCAACUAUGUGGUGGAGAACCCCACUCUGGAUUUGGAGCAGUAUGCGUCCAGCUACAGUGGUCUGAUGCGAAUUGAGCGGCUGCAGUUCAUUGCUGAUCACUGCCCACAGCUGCGGGUGGAAGCUCUCAAGAUGGCACUGUCAUUUGUGCAGAGAACUUUCAAUGUUGAUGUGUAUGAAGAAAUCCACAGAAAGCUGUCUGAGGCCACCAGAGAACUGCAGAAUACACCUGAUGCUGUCCCUGAUAGUGGAAUUGAACCCCCUCCUCUUGACACAGCUUGGGUUGAAGCUACACGCAAAAAAGCUCUUCUUAAACUGGAGAAACUCGACACAGAUCUGAAAAAUUACAAAGGGAACUCCAUCAAGGAGAGUAUCAGGAGAGGCCAUGAUGACUUAGGUGAUCAUUACCUUGACUGUGGGGACCUCAGCAACGCUCUCAAGUGUUACUCGCGAGCCCGUGAUUACUGCACCAGUGCUAAACAUGUUAUCAACAUGUGUCUCAAUGUCAUCAAGGUCAGUGUCUACCUCCAGAAUUGGUCUCAUGUUCUGAGCUAUGUAAGCAAGGCUGAGUCUACACCAGAAAUUGCAGAACAAAGAGGAGAAAGAGACAGCCAGACACAAGCAAUUCUCACCAAACUGAAAUGUGCAGCAGGCUUGGCCGAACUAGCUGCUCGGAAGUACAAACAGGCAGCAAAGUGCUUCUUGUUGGCAUCAUUUGAUCACUGUGAUUUCCCUGAGCUGUUAUCUCCUAGCAAUGUGGCUGUGUAUGGUGGUCUCUGUGCCCUUGCUACCUUUGACCGUCAGGAACUGCAACGAAAUGUUAUCUCCAGCAGCUCCUUCAAAUUGUUUUUGGAGCUGGAGCCACAGGUUCGUGACAUCAUCUUCAAGUUUUAUGAAUCUAAAUAUGCUUCAUGCCUGAAGAUGCUGGAUGAGAUGAAGGACAACCUGCUGCUGGAUAUGUACCUUGCACCUCAUGUCAGGACACUUUAUACCCAGAUUCGAAAUCGUGCCCUUAUCCAGUACUUCAGCCCCUAUGUGUCGGCAGACAUGCGCAAGAUGGCUACUGCUUUUAAUACCACAGUGGCUGCUCUGGAAGAUGAACUUACUCAGCUUAUCCUGGAGGGACUGAUCAAUGCCAGAAUAGACUCGCACAGUAAGAUUCUUUAUGCUCGAGAUGUAGAUCAGCGCAGCACAACUUUUGAAAAGUCUUUACUAAUGGGUAAAGAGUUUCAGCGACGUGCCAAAGCUAUGAUCCUGCGAGCUGCAGUCCUGCGCAACCAGAUACAUGUCAAGUCUCCUCCGAGAGAAGGUAGCCAAGGGGAGCUUACUCCAGCUAACAGCCAGUCCAGGAUGAGCACCAACAUGUGAAAAACUUCGUGCACUACCAAAAGAAAUGGUCCCUCCAGGACUGUACCCAGUGUCUCACCCACUAACUGCUGAGCUUCACAAACUGUCCCUGUCUCCCUCACUUCUUGCUUGGAUUGAGAGGGUCAGGGCUGAUGGUGGAUAAUAUGAAUAUUCCAAUAACUUCAGUUCUUGAAAAGAAAUUCUUUCUAAAAACAGCAUCCCUGCAAUGGGUCAUCAUUUCAGUUUUGGUAGAACAUCUUCCUUCAUUCUCCUUCUUCCACUGCUCCAUAAAGAGCUGUCAGGUUAUUCAUACAGAUGCCGAUUUGAGAGUUUUUCAGCUGCUAUUAGUUUUCUUGUUUCAAAGCUGCAAAAAUAGUUAGUGUGAAGUUGAAUGGACAGGCGUGAUCUAAGAUGAAUUUCGCUGGCCUGAAAGUACUGCCUUGAUUCUGAGCAAUGCUGAGCUUUCUGUUUAUUCCAGAUAAACUUGCAAGUGCAUUGCUCUCAAUUAUGGAGCUAGAGUUCUGAUGGGAGAGGAGAUUUCCUUUGAGAAACUCGUAAUGAUUUUUGACCUACACCAGAAAACAUGGCACUGCUUCCAUGCAUUUGGUCACAGGCCUUUAUUUUAGGGUGUUAUGUUUACCUGGAUCCAGGUUCUUUGUCUCCGGUCUCUGUUUUUAAAGACCUGUUUCCUGAUGUGUUUCCCACUUGUGCAUGACCUGGCUUUGGGGUCCAGUGUUAUCAUAGCAGUAAAUCUCUACUUCAUGCAAAUAUUGCUGCUUGUCCAGUCUUACUGCCAUAGUGUGUGAUGGUUUCCCAACAUGUGCAACAGUUGCUUCUGGUAGCAUGGAUAAAUGCCAUAAAAUACCACUCAAGUCCUGUGGAAGAGCUGAAAGCAGCCAAUCUAGGUGCCCGCUCUCCAGGUGCAUUUAUUCUGCUUUUCCUUUUAUAAAGGGAGUAAAGGUGGCAGCCCAGGUGUGUGCGUGUUCUGUGUUAAUGAAAGGAGAUAUGCACUGAAUUUUCUGAAGUCACUGCAGCCUUGCAUUCCAUCUAAUCCAUAAGGCAAGCUAAGAAUUUUGAUCCAGCCCUGACUGGUCUGGCAACUGACUACAGAUGUUACUGUUAAUGUGUUAAUGCUUUUUUUUUUUUUUUUUUUUUUUUUUUUUUAAAUAAGUUGUUAUAUCUAGUGCAUUAAACAGCAGGAUUAAAAAGUUCUGAGUAUUUGGAGUUUUGUGUUAAAGUUGAGUUUUAGGUAUUUUGAUCUCAAGCCAUAGAUUUUUUGCUAAGCUUGAUGAUGUUUUGUAGGCCAUUGUAUUUUGCUUUCUGAUCUGGUUGGAGAUGUAGCUUGGAUGAACUGUGAAGAAAGUGCAAUUUGAGGGAAUGUUCUAACAACAAAAUUCCUGGACUGCAUUUGCACAGCUGCUGAACUGCACCAGUGCGCUCUCCUUCUGGCUUUCAGUGCUUUUUAUGACGUAGGUGCUGAAAAUGGAAGCAAUAGUUCCUGUGAGGUCUUUGGUUAAAUGUUUUCCAUUUGGCAUGGAAAAGUUCUCCAGUUUUUGAGGGGAGGAAAAAGAGAGCUAGUUAAUCAAGAACUUUGAGUCAGGCAUCACUGCUGGCCAGUUUAGUGAGAAAGGCAAGUUGAGUCCUCAGGUAAAUUGCUGUACAUCCUUGUAGAAGUGCUGGGAAAGUAAUUUUAAUGCCUUCUGCUCCUGCUGAAGGAAAGCCAUUCAGUCCUAUAAUACUAUUUAAACAUUCUGGGUUUCUUCCUGAAAUGGGCUACUGGUCCUGUUUCUAAGGAGAAGAUCUUAUGCUUUGCUCUUGAAAAGAUAUUUUUGCAACCAAAUUAAGUAAGUGCAUCGUGUCAUCUGGCUAUCUUUGCUCACAUACAGCUUCCGCUCUCUUGAUUUUAUUAGAUUAAUUUUGUUCCUUCCUGAAGGCUUUCUACUGGAGGAAUCCUCCAUUGUAAAUGGACAUCUUCAGCACACUGACUUGAGAGUCUCUGCUCUUCCAGACACUAGCGCUUGUCCACUCUCGGGAAGUGGCAGCUGGAAGCACAUGUCCUUUAGCAGUCAGCAUGGAGCCCACGAGGUGGCAACAGCAGUUUCCAGCUCUUGCUGUGGCCCGAGGCAGUUCCGUAGCUGGGGCAGAGGUGAUCAGUUUCUUCUCUCCAGACAAAAAUGCUUACAACCUCUUUUGGACAGAUAGAGCAUUUCUUUUUUAUUGCUUAGUUCAUUGGCACUGUUCAAUAGUGUAUGUUUUUGUAUAGAAUUAUUGGCACGUAACUCUUCUCUUUAGCCUGUGAAAGAAGCUGCUGUUGCUUUAGGAUCUUGUAGAUGUGAGUCGGGGCUGUCCAGGCAUAUUUAUUCUAGAUACUGUUCAAUGCCUGCUUCAGUCCAGUCCAAAAAUCAGGAAAUAACAACAGAGCACAGAUAUAGUUCUGUAUAACGUGCAUUCAUAAGCAGUCUCCCCCAGUGAAAGAUGAUUCUUACCUUAAAUUUCUAGAGUAAUUUCCAUUCUUACCUUAAAUUUCUAAGUAAUUUCCCAAGUGAUAAAUGGGAAAAUAGUGACUCAGAAUGAAUUUCCAGUGAUUCCUUGUGACCACCAAGGUAAUUCAGUGGAUGAAGUUUUGUGGGAUCUGCAGCAUGUUGGUAUGUCUAGGAUAUGUUCAGAGGAACUUAUUUAAGUGGAUUUCAUGAACUUGUGCAGCACCUUUUUGUUGAUGAGGAAGGGGAUGCCAGUGGUAGGCCAUAAUUGAUGGUGUCCUCAUGCAGUGUAAAUCCUGCUUUCUUUACCUGACCUAGCUAGGGAUAAAAGAAAACCAGCUGGAAAGAACCUGGUUCUUUUGGUGAAGGCAGUUUUAAUUAGCACAGCUAAUUUUAGUGGUAAUGUAAAAACUGCCAUUAUGAGAUUUGUGUUGGGAGUCGUUGGGGAUGUUUGGUAAUUAUCUGGCUAGAAUUUGUCCAGCAUAGUGGUGUGUGUUGCUAAGAUUUGUAGAGGGAGGUCUGUAAGAGAGGGAGAUUAUAUUACUGCUUGGACUGUGGCUGGGUGCAGCAUCACCUGUAAGCUACUGUCAUCCGAGAGACUUCAGUGGAUGAAGGAGAAAGUAAUAGAGUUCUGUCUUUGCCCUGUGCUAUGCAUGUAUGAUCUGUACAUUGGUUUCUGGGACACUGCCAUAAUGGUCUUAUGGAUGCUGCCAUUUCCUAACUUAGUUGAAAUUUCAGCAUUGUUCCAUCCUCUGGACGACUCCCAAAACUGCCACCGAAUAAUGUAUUAUUUCUGAUACAUGCAAUGUAGUAUAAACUUUCAGAAAAACAAAUGAGGAAACUUUAACAAUAGCAACAAUGCUUCUGACAAAGACCCAUCAUGCAUGGGUGCAAAGUGCUGGUCAAGCAUUGAUAUUUUUUGUUUGUUUGUUUUUUGGUUUUUUGGUUUUUUUUCCUUGUUUUUAAUAGUAAAGCCAACUUAAUUUGUGUAUUCAAGGUUCUUAUGCCAUCUCCUUCAUUACUUUUUCUGUGAAGCAGAUGACAAUGGGGGAGCAGUGUCCUCCACAGGACAGUGCUCUUAGUAUUUUCUUGUGCCACCCGCUUGUGAGAGCUGAGACUUACACAAGGCAGCAUUUCAUUUUUUCAGUAGUCCAUCAACUGUGAAUUUGCAGUAGGGUGAAAAACACCAAACUGGUAUGGAACUGACAUCGCGUAUCUCUGAUGCUGUUAGGAAAUAGGGGAUGAAUUACUCUCUGCUUUGCAAAUGAGCUUUGUACUUCAACUGAUAUUUUGGCUUCUCCAUUCCUAUGGAUCUGUGAAUUCCAUUCAACGUUUCAUAGUGUCUGAUAGAACAACCUGGCUUUAGAUUAUCUCAUAGGAUAACUUGAUCAGGCUAAAUUAAUUAGAUAGGGAACAGAAACUGGCUUAAUAGGGUAUGUCAACUUCUAACAGAAAUGUAUGAGAUUCAGUAGUUAGAAGUUUGGUAAAUUCAUAAUGCAAGUAAGACCGUUUCUUGGCAGCAAAGAAAUAAUGCAAGCUUAGGCUUCAGUAGACUUACUGAAAGUUACAGACUGAAGGGUAGCUGCAGAAGCCAGAGAUGGUCUAAUUCAAACAAGAAUUCAAGUGGCAAGACCUGAAAAUCUGUCUUAUGUGGUAGAUCAGGCUAGGUAAUCUUGCUGUCCUUGAUCCCACAGAUACCACUGUUUCAGUUCUAUAAUAGUUCUGCAGCUAUAGCUUUGACUAUUAUACUCCAUGUGCCUGUAGUUUAUGUGACUGUGAAGUCUAUGUGUACCUAAAGUUUGUACCCUGUAAAUAUGCACUGAGAUCCAGGGUUUUCAAUCUUUGUUUUGAUGUACUUCUUUUUUUUUUUUUUUUAAUUCUCUGAUAUCUCAUCUCGUAAGCUGUUUGCCAAAUAAAGGCAGUUGGCUUUCUUUGUCAGGUGAACUAUUACUACUUCUUCUUGUGUGCCUCUGAAAAUGGAUUUAGAUGCAAGAAUCCAAUCUCCCUUAAACCCAAAGACUGAGGAUCAUUUUCACCAUCAUUCUACAUGCAGAGCACUGCUUUUUCCUCCCCCUACUUCCAUUAAAAUUAAAUAGUGUAUAUCUUCUUGAGGGACGGUGAAACAGAAACAAAAUAGGACAUUACCUUGCUGAGUUGGCUGGCUGCAAUUUUUUGAUUAAACAGGAUAGUUAGUAUAUUGCCUAGCCUGGAAGUAAUCCCUAGUUAGUGUAGGUGCAGGUGUACCCAGCACGAAUGGUAAAUGGCUCGUCUUUACUCAUGUUGUAAUAGUGCCUAAUCCACAAGCAUUGUUUAUUAAGAAAUUGAUACAAUGGUCAUCUUUACCUUAUAAAUUGCAAGGUUAUCAUCUUCUAGAAUGUCUGUUGAAAGGUCAGAUUGCAACUUUUCUUUCCAUUAGUGUGGUGAUGUGUAGUUAGAUGCACAAAGGGAGUUUUGUGUUGCAGUGCCUAACUGAACAGUAUUGCAGUCCUGUGUUAGGAGCACUGCAGUCUUCUGCCAUGUCACGGGACAGGACCUAACAAGAUAAGUGUGCAUCCAUCUGCCUUGCCUAUUAAGAAAUGCCUUGGAAGAGGGGGUGGGGACGAAUAUGCCUUAAAUACUAAUUCUGUAUAGAAAUGUGUCCAAUUAGGAUUCUCAAGUAUAAGGCCCUUCCUGAAUUUAGGAGCCUAAAGCCAGCUUGAUCCUUUCUUCACACUGGUAAGUGAUUCUGUGAUGAGACUGUACUUGUGAGAGAUGUGUUCUAAAAUCCCACUGUGUUAAUAUAACCCAAAUCUCUCACAUAGCACCAGUCUGCUACUAUGUUGUAACAGUGGAUGUUUCUCAUGCAAAUGCCUUUUCUGACUUUGUGAAUUUUCUCUGGCACAGUGAGCAGGAGAAUGACUGAGCUUUCUGAUGUUUUUGGGAAACUGUGUAAACGGUAAGCAAUUUGAAAUUCCAUGAUAAUGAACAUUUAGCUUUUUAUUAGAAGAGGGGCUUUUUGAACAGACCGGGGAACUCCGAAUACUUGACAGCCUUAAAGUCUAUGCCUGUAUGAGGGACGAAGUGGACUGUUUGCACAGGAGGUGGGAGACGUGGUUUCAAGUUCCCAUCUUUAGAUAAGGCAAAGAAGCAUUUUUAAACUUGGUUCUCCCACACUAAUCACUGGGCUAUUUGGUAGAUGCCAUACCCUUUCCCUCCCCCUCGGUUUCUGUGCUAGUUCCAAUUCACAAGACAAGCUAGAGUAACACCUACCAGCUUAGUGUCUAAACUUGAUUUGAAUACAAGGGUAGUCAGAAAUUGUGAAAGCUGCUGGAAGUCUUGGUUAGCAAGCUGAUUAAGGUUGGAAGAUGCUAUUCCCAGAACAUCAUGGAAAAUAUUUUGUUCAAGUAACGAGCAAAUGAAAUGGGAAGACUCAAUAGGAGAGUUUGAACUACUUUUAUUGUCAUAAUCUGUAGAAAGCCACAACUAAAUGUUAGGCAGCAUUUAAGUCCAGCCUCCAAAUGGAUAUGAAGUUCUUACCUCUUGUGGUCCCUCUAGAAGAUUUAGUGUGAAUGAAUGGGAACAGCUAGAUAAAAGCUAGCUAGAUGUAGACAAAUGUCCAGAGGGAUUAAGAUGUACAUGAUCAUGUGAUAGGGAAGGUGCUUGAAGAAACAGCAUGGAAAAUUUGAACACAGAAUAGAAUAAAGUGAGCAAAAGGGCGACUGACAUAAGGGUAGGCCAAGGCCUCUGCUUCACAUAUGGUACUCUGCUUAGUGAUCUGUUAAUCUUGCUUGUGGGCUCUCUUGUUAUUAAUGCUUUGAAUGAGAACGUUUCUCCAUGGAUUGAAUACGUCUACAGCUACUAGUAGUUUAGGGUGUUUUUUCAGCAUUCUGUUCCAGUCCAUGUAUGAACUCAUGACUGUAAACUAUAACAUAGUUUGUAAUGCAGGUUAAGAAAUAUAAACUGAUCUUGCCAGGGCUCCAGGGGGCGUGUGUACACGUGCAUGCAUGAACACACACACGCAUAAGCAGGGAGCAGUUGUUGAGAAGUCAAAAAAAGUGUUAAAAAUGGUUUAUAAAAUAAUCAGGGCAUGCUGUUAUCUCCUGAUUCCUGAAAGUGCUGUGUUUCUGUCAUUAAAAAAAAAAAGUCUUGA